AUGGCAAUUGUGAAACAUAAACCCGCAGACCAAGACAUCAAAGAAUAUAUUCUACAGAUCAGACAGCACAUCAAAGUCAGCAAGGAGAACACCCACUUCUACCCCCAGGAAAAGUUCUUCGACAGCGUCUCGUUCUGGCAAAAAGCGUACGAAAAGUCCGAGGCGGAGCAGAGCAAACUACUCGAUCGUGUUUUCGAAUUGGAACGCCGAAAUGAAGCCCUGCUUGCUAAGCUACAGGGUCAGGAGAAAGAUGCUGGGAAGGACGAGGCAGCCUUGAAACGGAAGACACCUGCGGGGAAGAAUGCUGCGGGAGCGAGGAAACGGGCAAGGACGCAAGUGAGUAUCGGUGAUCCGAGAGCUUUGGAGUAUAAUUACGGCUUGGGUGAUAGUGUAGGUGGGGGGUUUGAGUAUUUUGAAGAAGUUACUGGACCAUUCAUGAGGCAGUUCUAUGCGCUGCAGAAGGCUUUACAGAAACGUCCUGGCAAUGGGGAGCUUGCCCAGUCUGUCGUGACUCUGUGCCGAACAAUGGCUACUGAGAUGAGCAACCUGAGUAGCCAGAAACGAGUCGCUAGUGGUCGCGCAAAGAGAGGUUCACUUCAGAGCAAGGAACCUGAUAUACUCGCGGUCUUGCAUAGUGUUGACUGCGCUUUCCAACUUCUUUGUCAGGCCUUGGAAAGGCUGUCAGGCUCGUGCGCAGAGGCAGGGUUGUUGGUGUAUCAUAUAGUGGAGCUGUAUGAGUCCACCAUGAACGCUCUACAGCAAGAAUGCAAAUCGACAAUCGACCGGCCAUCAUGCGACACAAAGGCAAAGACUAAGACAUCCAAGUCUAAACAAAGUGCGAAGUCGAAACGGCCUGUGACGAACCAGUCUUCCGGUGCACAGUUAAGCCCUCACAGCGAAAUAGCAUCGCAAAUCGCUCGCCUACUGAACAGCAUGAUGAUUUCCCUUGACGUUGCAAGCGCAGGACACCAAAGCCUACUCGAAGGGUUUAUCUUUGUCCUACUUAGUCGUGUCGGGAAAUUGCUGAGCUUGUUCGUUUUCCAAGAUCUACAAAUUCAACCUGAUCUUCAUGCAGAUACCGAGAAGCUUCCGACUCCUGCGGGCUUACAUGAAGUUGAUAUGAAGGAGUCACAGUCGGCAGCAAAAAUGGAAGCAAGGCAUGCCAUCUGGCUUCUAGAGAGAGCUUUGGCUGUCAUGGAUGAUUUUCGGUCCUCGGCUCCAUUAUCAGUUUCCCAGUAUAUCAGUGCAAAUAACAUAUUUUCUUCAAAAGCUAAGGAGCGACUGCAGAGCACUCUCCUACAAGCGGUUUUUGGGGAAAGCUCCGAAUGGGGACAGGCUCUGCAACCUAUAGCCAAGCCCGAUCAGAAAGACCUGGACAGGUUAUUGAGCUGUUCUCAAACUUCCGAACAGGCUACCCCGAACUGGUUUAUACAAGAGAUCUGGAGACUACUCGGUUGGGAAAUGCUUGAGAGAAAGUCCGUCUAG
Molecule: messenger RNA, 1485 nt
Organism: Aspergillus melleus
Lineage: Eukaryota; Fungi; Ascomycota; Eurotiomycetes; Eurotiales; Aspergillaceae
Exons: 3
Coding region: 1-1485 (494 amino acids)
Source: RefSeq, a predicted model, not a curated record